Seminavis robusta is the source of this 1014-nucleotide messenger RNA. Lineage: Eukaryota; Bacillariophyta; Bacillariophyceae; Naviculales; Naviculaceae. The record is from the annotation of a GenBank genome assembly.
AUGAAACUAUUCUCCAGCUUGACUCUGAUGGCAUUGCUUCCCCUAGCAGUUGCUUUUCACCUUAAUCCACUGAAGAAAGUGAAGCAACUCCAAACAACGCCUUCGCAGCUUUUUGGUGGCCAAGGAUUUGGCAAGAGAUCCUCCACAAACGAGGAUGAAGCAAAGAAAGGCAGUGGCAGUAUUGAAAAUCUCAAGAGAAUAUACUCUGCUCCAGCCUUGUAUGAUCUAGCCAUGGGGUAUCGAAACUAUGAAAGCGAGGUGGAGUUUCUCUUGGAUUCUCACGAAAAAGUGUCUGGCCAAAAGGCAAAAUCUGUGAUUGAAGUGGCAUCUGGUCCUGGUCGGCAUUGCAUGGAAGCAUUGUCUUCCAAACUGGUAGACCGUGCAAUCGCCUUGGAUUUGUCUCCCGAAAUGGUCGAAUAUGGGCGCGGCGUAGCCAGGGAAGUGCUUGAUAAUGACAUGUUGUCUUCCAAGUUCACAUUUCUGUGUGAUGAUAUGAGAACCUUUGAAUUGGAAGAACCAUGCGAUUCUGCUUGGAUUCUGGCUGGUUCCCUCCAACACAUGACAACAAACGAGGAUGUUAUUGCCUGUUUGAAGGCCAUCCAUCGCUCGUUGACUCCAAAAGGGACUCUGAUUCUAGAGCUACCCCAUCCAAACGAAGUUUUCAACAUGAUAGAGUCCACGACAAACAGCUGGGAUGUACCGUUGGACGACGACAAUGGGAAAGAAUAUGGGGAGCUUCACGUGGUUUGGGGAGACGAGAAUGAUGAAAUCGAUCCAAUCCAGCAAGUGCGGCAGAACACAGUGGUGCUCAACUUGACAGGUGUUGAAGAUGCGGAAAAGAAAAGUAUCCGUGGAGUGGUUCCUCUGAAGCUUUUCACGGCUCAAGAAAUGGAGCUCUUUGCUCGCUGUUCUGGGUUUAAGGUGGCUGCAAUGUAUGGGGCUCUCUCAGAGGAAGUAGAUAUCAACAAUGAGGACACUGCAUAUCGUCUCGUUUGCAUUCUGCAGAAGCCAUGA